Messenger RNA from Oryctolagus cuniculus (rabbit), 2442 nucleotides. RefSeq names its product transforming protein RhoA. Gene Ontology annotation, molecular function: GTP binding; GTPase activity. Gene Ontology annotation, biological process: small GTPase-mediated signal transduction. The record is from RefSeq and is a predicted model, not a curated record. NCBI's taxonomy places the organism in Eukaryota, Metazoa, Chordata, Mammalia, Lagomorpha, Leporidae.
GUACACACCGCACCGCACCAUCUCCAUGCUGCCAUCAUGGUGGUUAUAAAUACGAGGUCCACACACAGCUUCCGGUCAUUCCUGCCGUUGUACACACCGCACCGUGCCGUCUCCACACGGCCAUUCCGCGCCGUCCUCACACUGCCCUCACUUGGCGGGGAGAAGGGAAAGCGCGCCGCGUCUCCCGCUCCCGGAGCUGCAGGGCUCCCGAGCGGCUCGCGCACGUCAGUUCCCUCGUCAGCCUCCGCGACGCCCCGGACUGGCGCCCGGGCUGGGCCUGCGGCGCGGCGCCUCCCUCCGCCAUGGCUGCCCUCCGGAAGAAGCUGGUGGUGGUGGGAGCCGGCGCCUGCGGCAAGACGAGCCUGCUGGUGGUGUUCAGCCGCGACCACUUCCCGGAGGAGUACGUGCCCACGGUGUUCGAGAACUACGUGGCCGACGUGGAGGUGGACGGCCGGCGGGUGGAGCUGGCGCUGUGGGACACGGCCGGCCAGGAGGAGCACGACCGCCUGCGGCCGCUGUCCUACCCGGACACCGACGUCGUGCUCCUGUGCUUCGCCAUCAGCAGCCCGGACAGCCUGGAGAACGUGCCGGCCAAGUGGGCCCCGGAGGUCCGGCACUUCUGCCCCGGCGUGCCCCUCGUCCUGGUGGGGAACAAGAAGGACCUGCGGAACGACGCGGGCACCAGGCGGGCGCUGGCGGCCUGGAAGCAGGAGCCCGUGCGGCCUGAGGCAGGCAGGGACGUGGCCAGCAGGAUUGGCGCCUUCGGCUACCUGGAGUGUUCGGCGAAGACCAAAGAGGGCGUGAGGGAGGUGUUUGAGAUGGCCACGAGGGCUGCUCUGCACGCCAGACGCGGCAAGAAGAGUGGUUUACCAAAGACUGCAAACCGGAAGUCACCUUGCUACAGCGUUUAGAAGUCAACCAUGGUCAAUGAUAUCCAACUCGGCCACCACCACCAUCCCCCCCCCGCCACUGCCCUGUACCCUAACCCUGCCUGACACAGCAGGUGCUGUGAAUUUCUUCACUUCUUUCUUGAAAGAGAAAGCAGGUGUCUCUUGUGAAUCAGGUUGGAACUACUUUAAAACCAGCAUCCCACCUGGCAGCUGCAGGGUACUCUGAUGCGUUACCACUGCGGAGCUUUGCUCCUUAGCAGAUCUCAUUGGUGUACCUCUGGGUAUCCAGUUUGUUUCAAAAAAAAAAAAAAGGGGGGGGGGGAGUGGGGACUCAACCAGCAAGACCCAAGUCCAUGCGGCUGUGGCAGAGUUACAGCUCUGUGGUUUCAGGUUUGUUACCUUAUGGUUCCUGUGUAAUUAGUGCCACUUAAUGUAUGUUACCAAAAGUAAAUAUAUCUACCCCAGGCUAAAUGUGGUUUUGGUAUAAUUGGAUUGCAUAAUACCGAUAUUUGCCAACCCUUCAGAAUGUGUAUUGGCUUGUAAAAAAAAAAAAAAAAAAGUAGUGUUUGAAAAAAAUUGAGAUUGAAGUUUCAAUUUCAGUUUUGAAAUUCCCACUGUGUUACUAUCUCUGGUAAAAGAUAACCACAUCACUUGUUUUCUACCUAUAUCAGUACCUGUUUCCAGAGAUGAGCUAAGUCAAUAGGACUUUGUUUUCACACCUGAGGCAAUUAGAAUCUGUGGAAGGUGCUAUAAUCUCUCUCACCUGGCCUGCAGGCUCUGGCUGUAAUUCACAGCGCUUUUUCUCUUCACUGGGUCUAGGUUCCCUCACAGAGAAAUUGCCAAUCUUAAAGGUGGAACUUGAUUUCCCGCUUCUCUUUAGUGGACUAAUUUUUUUCCCCUGUACUUGUUAAUUUUUCCAACUAAUAAAAUAAAGGUAGUUUCAGCCCCAAAAACAGUGCUGAAGUUUUUUGAAACCUGAAAUGGCAAGAAAGGUGGUAAUGGAGGACAGAUUUCAAUGUCACUGUUAGUCUAAAUUAUUAAGCAACCAGAUAGGAUUUAUAGAGAUUUAAAAUAUAUCUUCAUGGUGGGAAUAAACAAACAUUAUCUUGGUUUGUAGCUCCAUUCCGAAUUCUGUAAAACACUGGUAGAAAUGGUUUGCAAACUUGUUCAGUACAGGGCCACAUCAUAAGUAUCUUAGGCUUUACAGACCAUUCUUUGUUGUGUAUUCUUUUUUUGGUGGUGUAUUUUAUUAACAACCCUUUAAAGAAAUAGAAAGCAUUCUUAGCGCUAUGCAAAAACAGGCCCCAGGCCAAAUUUAGUCCAUUAGCUGUAGUUUGCUGUCCCCUAGAAAUGGGUGUCUGGUUCCACCACAACCUUCUCUGCUAUUGUCUACAUAAAUGUCUAAGAUGUACAAGGUGAACUUUUUCACUGGAAGUUUUGUGACUGGCCGAAACAGAGGUAAACUUAAAAAUUCUGAUUAUAUUUUUUCUUUUAAAAAUGCUCAUGUUACAAAAUAAACAGAUACAGCGAUUUCAUGCUAUAUUAACAUAAA